This is a messenger RNA of Tuber aestivum (summer truffle), 2151 nucleotides long. NCBI's taxonomy places the organism in Eukaryota, Fungi, Ascomycota, Pezizomycetes, Pezizales, Tuberaceae. The record is from the annotation of a GenBank genome assembly.
AGACAAGCUUUUCUCACUACCACUAUGCAGAACCUAGACAUUUAAGCUUCUACACAUCACCUAAAUUGGCCUUUUUCCCCCCAAGGUGAUUGGUCUCUCCUCUCGCUUUUUCCUGAAGGCCAAGGUGGGUUCAUUUUUGUGCGCUUCACCGUGCUUGGUGAAGUAGCGUUUGUCUAGAUCAUCGUUUACUAACUGCUAACACCAAAUCAGAUACGGUGGCUCCGAAGAUGUCUACACAAAAUCGUAGCGCCAGACGAAUACCAUCCCUUCCCCUGACCGAUGCCUCUACUUUAGCUUCAUCCUCUUCUCGGGCACGUCACCACCCCUCAUCUUCAACUCCCACCGGCUCCAUAUCCCCACCUUUGCACAUCGCCCCCUCUUCUACCGGCUCCCACUCAACUCCCUCUUCAUGGGGCCGCAAAACACAAAUGUCCAGGAGGUCUGGAGGGUUUCUGCUUGACGGCGACGGUAUCGGAAGUUUAGAGGGCGGGAGGUAUUCAGAAAAUCCCGCGCGCGAGCGUGGCGAUCGGGAGAGAGAUGCCGGAUACGAAAGAGAGAGCAGCAAUUACCCGGAACCGAGCACGGCUCGGAUCGAACGGGAGGCAGAAGAGCGGGACACGGUAGAUUUAUCGGAGUUUCCAAUCCACGGCUCGGAUGCCGACCCGGCAAAAAUUAUCUCCCUCGCUCUGGGACUGAGCGAGACGAGACGAAGAGGCGCAAAGUUACGGAGCGUAUCUAGCAGUAGGCGUUUGCCCGACAUCCUAGAUGAGAGGGAGGCUAGUCACGACGUUUGGAACGGGCGGGGAUUGGGACCAACUUCUCCGGCUGAAAGGUAUGUGGAUUUUGCGAAUGUUGGGGGAAGAGCUCGUGCAGCUUCACCUACAAACCUACUUGUUACCAAUGCUGAUGGGCAAUCCGUUUCUGCUGGCACGCUCAGCGCCCUUGGGCGUCACUUGCCUCCGCUAAAUCCUCCGAUAGCAUCUCCCCCGCCGCCGGCGGGCGGGACUACUGGCAAGCAAAAUUUCUCGCCAGUUUCACCUCUACCCUUGCCGCCACCCAUAGCUCCAUAUCAGCAAUUGCAAUCAAAGCGUAGUGCUCUGGCUCAGCAUCAACAGCAGCUGAGGGAAUUCAGAGAACAAUACCAACCCACCGAAGCUACGCUUCAGAGAGCCCUCAAGGCAAAACAGCAGCUAGAGCUUUCGUCAUUAUAUAAGAGGCUUCUCACGAUUUAUCCAACGCAAGACCUACUUUCGGGCAGCUCUGCUCAUGGUACACCAAACAAAGGAGAUAUCGCUGGACCUUAUUCCCGUGAGAGAACUUUUAAUCCGUUGAUGGCAAUUAGGAACAAGAGAUUCAGAAACCGUGAGAGAAUCAAACUGGAGUUGUCGUCAUGGGACGAUCCGGGCGCCGUCGGGCAGUGGAUCGAGGACCUUGCAGUAGCCGUUCAUGACUCGGAAGGUGGUAAAACCGGUUUCCCUGGGCUUCCUCCUCCUCCGCACCCUAGCGGCAGAACGGAAGAAAAGAAAAGGCCACGGAUGGACUGGGUUAUUAGCCCUCAAGAGCUGCUGGCGGACUUUUAUUGGAUGGAGGAAUCGGAGAGGCUUCGCAUGGAGCAAACCCAGCGGGCAGGUGGCAAGAUCGAAGAAAAGAAGCAAGAAAGGCAGAGAGAAACCCAUUUGAGUUUGAAGAGUUUGAUUGAUAGGGAGGAGAGAAGAGCAAGAAGCCCUUCUCAAGUCAGAAAGAGGAGCAUCCGUGAUCUGGGUGAUCCCGAGAGCGGCGAUGAUAUUACAAGAAGGGAUACAGGUGAUAGCUCGAAGAAGUGGUCGAAACCCGGUUUUAUGGAGCGAGGACCAUUACAACCUAGUACACAGCCAGAAAACGACGUGGGGUACCACAGCGCGUGUACAUCCCAAGGAGACAGUAGUCACAGCGGUGAGAGUGAGGGUACCUAUGAUGACGAAAUGUCCGGGGUAGAGGUUGAUAGUGAUAUUGAUCAAAAAGCAAAGAAAAAGCAUAGUAAACGAAAAAAGCUAGGAAAGAUUAUUACGAGCACUAAGCCCGGCAGGAGAAAAAAGACGAAAAAGAAGAGGAUCGGUGACACCCACAUUCUAAGCCCAGAGGAGAAGCGGAGGCGGCAAGAGCAAGAGGAGA